AUGGAGGCGGAGCAAAGGCCGACCACCCCGGCCGGCGAAGGGGCGACCCCUGGGCUGGAAGCGGCGCCUCCUGCUGCACCAGCGUCUGCGACCGCGGCCUCGGGUCCGACCCCUGGGUCUGGGUCCGGGCCCGAGCCCAAGAGGAGGCAGCUCGGGACGCUGCUCCAGCCCACGGUCAACAAGUUCUCCCUUCGCGUGUUCGGCAGCCACAAAGCAGUGGAAAUCGAGCAGGAGAGGGUCAAGUCAGCAGGGGCCUGGAUCAUCCACCCCUACAGCGACUUCCGGUUUUACUGGGACCUGAUCAUGCUCCUGCUGAUGGUGGGGAACCUCAUUGUGCUGCCCGUGGGCAUCACUUUCUUCAAGGAGGAAAACUCCCCUCCAUGGAUCGUCUUCAACGUCCUCUCUGACACUUUUUUCCUGCUGGAUCUGGUGCUCAACUUCCGCACAGGCAUCGUGGUAGAGGAGGGCGCUGAGAUCCUGCUGGCACCACGGGCCAUCCGCACACGCUACCUGCGCACCUGGUUCCUGGUUGACCUCAUUUCCUCUAUCCCUGUGGACUACAUCUUCCUGGUGGUAGAGCUGGAGCCACGAUUGGAUGCCGAGGUCUACAAAACAGCGCGGGCUCUGCGCAUCGUGCGCUUCACCAAGAUCCUCAGCCUGCUGCGGCUGCUCCGCCUCUCUCGCCUCAUCCGCUACAUACACCAGUGGGAGGAGAUCUUUCACAUGACCUAUGACCUGGCCAGUGCCGUGGUUCGCAUCUUCAACCUCAUCGGGAUGAUGCUGCUGCUAUGUCACUGGGAUGGCUGUCUGCAGUUCCUGGUCCCCAUGCUGCAGGACUUCCCUCCCGACUGCUGGGUCUCCAUCAACCACAUGGUGAACCACUCGUGGGGCCGCCAGUAUUCCCAUGCCCUGUUCAAGGCCAUGAGCCACAUGCUCUGCAUUGGCUACGGGCAGCAGGCACCUGUUGGCAUGCCCGACGUCUGGCUCACCAUGCUCAGCAUGAUCGUGGGCGCCACGUGCUACGCCAUGUUCAUCGGCCACGCCACCGCCCUCAUCCAGUCCCUGGACUCUUCCCGGCGUCAGUACCAGGAAAAGUACAAGCAGGUGGAGCAGUACAUGUCCUUCCACAAGCUGCCAGCUGACACCCGGCAGCGCAUCCACGAGUACUAUGAGCACCGCUACCAGGGCAAGAUGUUUGAUGAGGAGAGCAUCCUGGGCGAGCUGAGCGAGCCGCUGCGGGAGGAGAUCAUUAACUUCACCUGCCGGGGCUUGGUGGCCCACAUGCCGCUGUUUGCCCACGCCGACCCCAGCUUCGUCACGGCAGUGCUCACCAAGCUGCGCUUUGAGGUCUUCCAGCCAGGGGACCUGGUGGUGCGUGAGGGCUCCGUGGGCAGGAAGAUGUACUUCAUCCAGCAUGGGCUGCUCAGUGUGCUGGCACGUGGCGCCCGGGACACCCGCCUCACUGACGGAUCCUACUUUGGGGAGAUCUGUCUGCUGACUCGGGGCCGGCGCACGGCCAGCGUGCGGGCCGACACCUACUGCCGCCUCUACUCGCUCAGUGUGGACCAUUUCAACGCGGUGCUCGAGGAGUUCCCCAUGAUGCGCCGCGCCUUCGAGACUGUGGCCAUGGAUCGGCUGCGCCGCAUUGGCAAGAAGAAUUCCAUACUACAGCGGAAGCGCUCUGAGCCGAGUCCUGGCAGCAGUGGGGGCAUCAUGGAGCAGCACUUGGUGCAACACGACAGGGACAUGGCUCGGGGUGUUCGUGGCCUGGCCCCAGGCACAGGAGCUCGGCUCAGCGGAAAGCCAGUGCUGUGGGAGCCACUGGUGCACGCGCCCCUGCAGGCAGCCGCUGUGACGUCCAAUGUGGCCAUUGCCCUGACUCACCAGCGGAGCCCUCUGCCCCUCUCCCCCGACUCUCCAGCCACCUUCCUUGCUCGCUCUGCUCGACGCUCAGCAGGCUCCCCAGCCUCCCCUCUGGUGCCUGUCCGAGCUGGCCCUCUGCUGGCCCGGGGCCCAUGGGCAUCCACCUCCCGCCUGCCAGCCCCACCUGCUCGAACCCUCCAUGCCAGCCUAUCCCGGGCUGGGCGCUCCCAGGUGUCCCUGCUGGGCCCCCCCCCAGGAGGAGGUGGAAGGCGACUAGGACCUCGGGGUCGCCCACUCUCAGCCUCCCAACCUUCUCUGCCUCAGCGGGCAGCAGGUGAUGGCUCUCCGGGGCGGAAGGGCUCAGGAAGUGAACGCCUGCCCCCCUCAGGGCUCUUGGCCAAGCCUCCAGGGACAGCCCAGCCCCCCAGGCCACCGGUGCCUGAGCCAGUCACCCCCCGGGGCCCCCAGCUCUCUGCCAACAUGUGA
Equus quagga is the source of this 2349-nucleotide messenger RNA. It is a transcript of the gene HCN3, whose product is annotated as hyperpolarization activated cyclic nucleotide gated potassium channel 3. Gene Ontology annotation, biological process: transmembrane transport; potassium ion transport. Gene Ontology annotation, cellular component: membrane. Gene Ontology annotation, molecular function: voltage-gated potassium channel activity. The record is from RefSeq and is a predicted model, not a curated record. Lineage: Eukaryota; Metazoa; Chordata; Mammalia; Perissodactyla; Equidae.